Molecule: messenger RNA, 786 nt
Organism: Eremothecium sinecaudum
Lineage: Eukaryota; Fungi; Ascomycota; Saccharomycetes; Saccharomycetales; Saccharomycetaceae
Gene: YJU2
Product: mRNA splicing protein YJU2
Exons: 1
Coding region: 1-786 (261 amino acids)
Biological process (GO): mRNA splicing, via spliceosome
Cellular component (GO): U2-type catalytic step 1 spliceosome
Source: RefSeq, a predicted model, not a curated record
AUGUCAGAGCGAAAGGUGAUCAACAAGUACUACCCCCCCGACUAUGAUCCGCAGGAGGCGGAGAAGCAGGUGCGCCAGCUCUCUAAGAAGCUGAAGACCAUGCAGAAAGACAGUGUUACGAUAAGAUUAAUGACUCCGUUUAGCAUACGGUGCCUGAAGUGUUCUGAGUAUAUCCCCAAAUUUCGCAAGUUUAAUGGCAAGAAGGAGGUGCUGCCGGAGAAGUACCUCGAUACCAUCAAGAUUUUUAGGCUAAGCAUCAAGUGUCCGCGGUGCUCGAGUAUGAUAUCGUUCCGGACCGACCCCAAUAGGGGUGAUUACGAGAUGGAAGUAGGCGGUGUGCGUAAUUACGUUCGCGAAGACGAGAAAUCCAACAUCAGGGCCGACGAGACAACAGAGGAGACUCUGGAUAGACUAAUGAAGGAGGAAGAGGCAAUGUCACGUGCCGAAGAAGAUAACGGAGAGGACAAACUGCAGCAGUUGGAGCUCCGGCUUGCAAAGCUCCAACAGGAGCAGGAGGAUGACGAAGUAGUGGAAGCGCUGCAGAAGGCUAGCUACCGCCGAAUGAGACGAGCCGCUACUGUUGACAGUAGCAGCGUCAGUAUUGAUGGCCCGGAACUCGAUGACAUUGAUCAAAUAGCGGAAGAGGCAUUUAAACGGAAGGCGGAAGAACAGAAGCUGAAUAAAAAUGUUCCAGAAUCCGUUCCCAGUGACGCUAAGCAUAAACCCCAAAGCAAUCCCCUGGGCAUUGUUUCCAAGAAAAAAAAAAAAUUCCGCAGGAAGUGUUAA